This is a messenger RNA of Didymella exigua CBS 183.55, 1644 nucleotides long. Its product is annotated as amidase. The record is from RefSeq and is a predicted model, not a curated record. The transcript has 3 exons. Gene Ontology annotation, molecular function: catalytic activity. NCBI's taxonomy places the organism in Eukaryota, Fungi, Ascomycota, Dothideomycetes, Pleosporales, Didymellaceae. The coding region runs from base 1 to 1644 and encodes 547 amino acids.
AUGUCAGUCUUUUUCGAUUCACCGAUCAGUGAGGACCUUGUCCCCGCAGGCGAGGCAGAACUACUACUGGCGAACAUUGGUGUUGAUCAGGGUAUAGCGCCAGAAGAAUCAAGUGACUACCGACAACUUUUAGCUGCAGUACACGACGUUGCGGAACAUAUCCUUCGGCUGCCAGAUUAUGUCAUUCGACCAGAUAUUGAGAGAUAUCCUCGCGAGAAAUUGCGGCGUCCAGAUGCGAAUGAGCAAGAUUUUGGAAAGGCAUGGGCUCACAAGUUUUUGAUUCGAGGCAACGCCAGAGGCGGCGUCCUGAGUGGCAAAAGUCUUUGUCUAAAGGACAACAUAGCAGUUGCCGGCGUGCCUCAGUUCUUCGGCACAGAUGCUAUCCCUGCAUGGAUACCCGAAGCUGAUGCCACGGUGGUCAAGAGAGCAUAUGAGGCCGGUGCGGAUAUCGUGGGAACGACCAUCUGCGAAAAUUUUUGCAACUCUACAUCAUCUUUUACGAGCGCGCAAGGGACGGUUCACAAUCCGUAUGCCCACGGAUACUCUGCCGGUGGAAGUACUUCUGGUGGCUCAGCUGUAGUUGGUGGUAGCCUAGUUGACAUCGCUAUUGGAGCCGACCAAGGAGGCAGUAUCAGAGUACCUGCGUCCUUCUGCGGAUUUGACUCUCUCGCAGGCGUUGGCAUGAAGCCCACACAUGGCUUGGUCCCAUAUACAGGAAUCUCAAGUGGUGAUUCCAUCAAUGAUCAUGCUGGCCCGAUCGCAAGAAACGUGAAGGAUGUCGCUUUAUGCUUAGACGCUAUAAGCGGACGGGACGACUUUGAUGAUAAGACACUCGGCGCUCCUCUCCACGGCUCGACUCGAUACUCGGAAAAUCUCCAGGCCUCCGUCAAAGGCAUGAAGAUCGGCAUUCUGACAGAAGGUUUCGAGCAUCGCCUUGUCGAUGCCAAUGUCAAAGCCACCGUCCUCGAUGCUGUCAAGUCUUUAGAGAAGCUAGGUGCUACUGUAAGAGAAGUAUCACUUCCUUUGCAUUUGGAAGGACCCGCAGUCUGGACGAUCCAGCAAAGAAUAGCAGGCACACUAGGAAUGAUGGGCUAUGCACAUGGAAGAAGAGGUCUCUUCUCGACGAAGUACGAGGAAGCACGCCAGCCAUGGACGAACGAAACGUUCCGAAAGCUGUUUCCAUCGACAAAGAAUACUGUCAUCAACGGCUUGUCCCUGAUGCAAAACUAUCCUGGUCUCUACGUCAAGACGAUGAACAUCGCACAGCAGAUGAGGGAUGCAUAUGAAGAACUGUUUGAGGAGUACGAUCUCAUCGUCAUGCCGACGACGCCAUUCGUGGCACCCGCCAACGUGGACUGGAAACAGGGAGACUCGCCGAUGGAUGCACUCAGGCCCAGUAUGGGCAUUACAACAAACACAGCCAUCUUCGAUAUUACCGGUCAUCCAGCUAUGGCUCUGCCUGUAGGGUUCGCACCUGCCAAAGAAGAUGCGAAUGUCAUGCUGCCUGUUUCAAUACAACUAGUUGCAGGCCUGUGGCAAGAACAGAAGAUCCUCGACGCCGGCUUUGCUUGGGAGACCGCGAACGAUUGGAAACGGACUGGUGGAAAUAGCAAUCAGGAUACGGUGGUGCCACCAAAGCUUUAG